This is a messenger RNA of Scaptodrosophila lebanonensis, 986 nucleotides long. RefSeq names its product microfibril-associated glycoprotein 4-like. The transcript has 4 exons. The record is from RefSeq and is a predicted model, not a curated record. Bases 148 to 933 code for a protein of 261 amino acids. NCBI's taxonomy places the organism in Eukaryota, Metazoa, Arthropoda, Insecta, Diptera, Drosophilidae.
AAAACAAAGGUAAUUAGGAAAACGGCGUAUUAAUAAAGCAGUAAUCCAACUAAAAUUAAGUUAUUACAGAGCGGCACUAAUUCUUCAGACAAAGGUGUCGAGGCGGCAUCCGCCAGAUUGAGGAAGGAGCUGGAGGAAUUAAGUUCAAUGGCAAUCAGUUAUAUUUCGAUAAACAAGUUCGGCAAAGCGGUAGAAAAUAUAAGCAUUGCGGAAAUACUUUCCAAAAUCAUAGACACCAAUGUCACAGGAGUAUUGAAAAGAUUUCCACCGACUUGUCCAAAUUUUUCGGGGGCAGAUGGAGUUCGUACCAUUAAAGUGUCCGACUUGGAGCCAUUCGAGGUGCUUUGUGGCUCCAAUUUGUUUGGUGCCGGCUGGAUGGUGAUCCAAAAACGCAUUGAUGGAAAUUUGAAUUUCUUUCGAAAUUGGACAGAGUAUACCUUGGGCUUUGGCAAUAUAUCCCACGAGUUCUUUAUUGGAUUGAAAAAGUUGCAUUCCAUCACUUUGUUGCAACAACAUGAGCUCUUCGUAUACAUGGAGGAUUUCGAAGGGGGUUGGCGAUAUGCGCUUUAUGAUGAUUUUGAGAUUGGCAACGAAGGGGAAUUUUAUGCUUUAAAAAAGUUGGGACAUUAUUCGGGCAAUGCUGGCGACUCCUUGGUAUAUUCCAGGACUGCAAAGUUCUCCACAUACGAUAAGGACAACGAUGACUACACCGAGAGUUGUGCGAUUAAAUUUAUGGGGGCCGGCUGGUUCAAGAAGUGUAUGCAGACCAAUCUCAAUGGACUGUAUUUAAACGGCAAUUAUUCGAGUGAAAGCGGUAUGAAGGCGAAAGGCGUGUAUUGGCAUCACUGGCAUGGUUCAUACUACUCUUUAAAAACGCUUAGCAUGAUGAUACGUCCAAAAAAAACAUGCCCAUUUUUCGAUGGACAACCCUAAUUGAUAACGCCAAUAGAAACAAGUCCAUUCUUUAAUUGUCAAUGUUUUGUAAU